Molecule: messenger RNA, 774 nt
Organism: Staurois parvus
Lineage: Eukaryota; Metazoa; Chordata; Amphibia; Anura; Ranidae
Source: the annotation of a GenBank genome assembly
AAAUACACUAUAUUGUCAAACGUAUUGGGACACCCCACCAAAUCAUUGGAUUCAGGUGUUCCAAUCACCUCCAUGGCCACAGGUGUAUAAAUCAAGCACUUAGGCAUGUAGACUGCUGCUACAAACAUUUGUGAAAGAAUGGGUCGCUCUCAGGAGCUCAGUGAAUUCAAGCAUGGUACCGUGAUAGGUUGCCACCUGUACAAUAAGUCCAUCUGUGCAACUUUCUUGCUACUAAAUAUUUCAUGAUCAACUGUUAGAGGUAUUAUAACAAAGUGGAAGCAACUGGGAACAACAGCAACUCAGCCAUGAAGUGCUAGGCCACGUAAAAUGACAGAGCGGGGUCAGCGCAUGCUGAAGCACACAGAGCGCAGAAGUCGCCGACUGUCUGCAGAGUCAAUAGCCUUUAGAUUAGCACAACAUUAUGUGCUAGAGGUUUGCGAUCCAACUACAAAGUGUGUAAUAAGGAGUUUUUUUCUGCUUUCUGGCUCGCAAGAUACUUUUAAUAUUUUAGACAUACCAAUGCAAAGUGUCAGAUGCAGUGGUGUAAAGCAUGCCGCCACUGGACUUUACAGCAGUGGAGACGUAUUCUCUGGAGUAACGAUUCUCUGUCUGACGAUCCAAUGGACGUGUCUGGGUUUGGCAUUUGCCAAGAGAAAAUUACUUGCCUGACUGUAUUGUGCAAGUGUAAAGUUUGGUGGAGGGGGGAUUAUAGUGUGGGGUUGUUUUUCCAGGGGUUGGGUUUGGCCCCUUAGUUCCAGUAAAGUGAACUCUUAA